Messenger RNA from Cucumis melo (muskmelon), 1371 nucleotides. RefSeq lists its product as uncharacterized. NCBI's taxonomy places the organism in Eukaryota, Viridiplantae, Streptophyta, Magnoliopsida, Cucurbitales, Cucurbitaceae. The transcript has 7 exons. Bases 751 to 1197 code for a protein of 148 amino acids. The record is from RefSeq and is a predicted model, not a curated record.
UAAAGCUCCUUUUUAAUUUUAAUUUUAAUUUUUUAUUUUAUAAAAAAAUGACUUUCUCUCUCUUACUUUACUCUUUCUCAAUCACCCACACGAUUUCAUCCUUCCAAUUUCUUCUUCCCUCCUCAUUCUCAUCUAACAAUCUUCCCUUUCUUCUCUGAACAAUCGCUGCCACCACCACCACCAUCGUCCCUCGUGCCCAGCCCGUGCCCGCCGUCACCGUCGUCACUCCUCACUUUCUUCAAACACUGUUAUGCUUGCCACCACCGUCGGGAGUCCUUUUCUUCAACCAUGUUCACGUCCAGCCCUCGCCACCACCGUCGCCGUCACUACAACAAAUAUACCUUUUAAUAACACCCAACCACAACAUAUUUUAUAAUACGCUUAGACAGAGAAGAGAAUGGCACGAACGGAUCUUGGUCGGAGAAGAGCGAUUUGCCUAACACCCGAAUGGUUCAAACGAAAUAGACAGACUUCGCGAUGGAGAUUUAAGAUACGGACGGAGGAAAUGCUGACGUUUCAGCUAUACGAUGACAGGCAAAUAGAGAGACGAAGAUGACGAGUAGCAGAGGAGGUGGUGCGCGUCGGAGAGGUGUUAACGGUGAUUGAAAGAUGGCCAGUGACUAGGGUUUGGUGUGGGAGAAAGUUGGGGAUUCGAAGAGCUAAUUCCUUCAUACUUCUAAUUCCCUUUACCGGAUCGCCGACAAAAGAGGCUGGUAUUUCAGGUUUGUACUGCCAAAAUGAACUUGGGUGAUGAGGUGGAUCUUGAGGAUUAUGUUUCUCGCCCAGACAAAAUCCGUGCUGCUGAGUGAGGAGAAUGUUUAUUUUCUAUGCAAGAAAUUAUGUACAAACAGAUUGGCUGAUGCAGGGGGAGCUGAUCUUUUUGUUGUUUUCAUUUCUCUGGUUCUCACGAAUGGCACUGAAGUUAAGCUACAGAGAAACGCCCUCAGUGUAAUUGAAGCACCAACCGGCAAUGAGGAUGACGAUGAUCUCGAAUUCGAGAACUUACACCGGACUGGAUCCGCGAGAUGGAUGGCUUCAGUGAUUGCUGCAAAUCUUUUAACAAGCAUAAAACUCAUAGAUUUGUUAUGCGUUGUAGUGACGUGGGUGUUUUCUAUUAUAAAACUUUAUGCUAGAUUUGCAAGACAUCACAAAAGCAAGAAAGAUACCGAAGCGUGCUUUGCCUAUUAUUUGCUUUAGAGAAGUCAGCCCCCUAUUGUCGGAUGCUUCAAACACUUCCAUUAUAGAUUCAGAUAAUUGAAGUGAUAUCGGGUUGAAAGCUAAGCGAUUGUGUAGAAAUGGUCAAGCGACCGUUGAAAAUUGAAGACUGAGAAGGCAUUUAGGAUUUUUAAUUAUUUAAUUCUUGUAUUAGAA